Molecule: messenger RNA, 5095 nt
Organism: Cherax quadricarinatus
Lineage: Eukaryota; Metazoa; Arthropoda; Malacostraca; Decapoda; Parastacidae
Gene: SIDL
Product: SIDL trafficking protein particle complex subunit 10
Biological process (GO): intra-Golgi vesicle-mediated transport; early endosome to Golgi transport
Cellular component (GO): TRAPPII protein complex
Molecular function (GO): protein binding
Source: RefSeq, a predicted model, not a curated record
CUUAACAACCUUAAUAACAGAAGCUGGGGGCGUCUUGUUACCUGGAAUAUGUUGGUGACCUGAGCUGCUGUUAUUCUGUUGUUUCCCUGAGCACCUGGUGCUCUCAGGACCUGAUAUUGUUGUGUUGGUGCCCUGAGGACCUGAUAUCACUCUGAUGUUGCCCUAAACACAGGAUAUUGUUAUGCUGCUGACCAGAGGACCUGACUCUUCUGCUGAGGACCUGAGGUUUCUGUUGCUGCCUCCAGGACCUCAUAUUUGGCUGCUGACCUGAGAGCCUGGCGCUCUUUUUCUGCUGUGCUUAGAACCUGACGUAACUUUACUGCUGUUUCUGAGAACCUGACGUAACUUUACUGCUGUUUCUGAGAACCUGUCGUAACUUUACUGCUGUUUCUGAGAACCUGUCGUAACUUUACUGCUGUUUCUGAGAACCUGUCGUAACUUUACUGCUGUUUCUGAGAACCUGACGUAACUUUACUGCUGUUUCUGAGAACCUGACGUAACUUUACUGCUGUUUCUAAGAACCUGACGUAACUUUACUGCUGUUUCUGAGAACCUGACGUAACUUUACUGUUGUUUCUGAGAACCUGACGUAACUUUACUGUUGUUUCUGAGAACCUGACGUAACUUUACUGCUGUUUCUGAGAACCUGACGUAACUUUACUCUUGUUUCUGAGAACCUGACGCAACUUUACUGCUGUUUCUGAGAACCUGACGUAACUUUACUGCUGUUUCUGAGAACCUGACGUAACUUUACUGCUGUUUCUGAGAACCUGACGCUGUGAAGAUCCGACAUUCUCCCGCUGUUCUUAAACAAGACAUGAACUGCUGCCCCUGAAACACCUGUCACAUCCCCCCUGCCUGACGUACUGCUGCAGAGACCACAUAUCUGACUUAUUUUCAUCGCUGCCGCCGCCACCAUGAACAGGCGGCCAAUUGUCACGUAUGCUGGAGACAACAGUGUGUUCUGUGGACUGCAAGCUGGGCUGGCUACUGGCCUCCCUCAGGAAACAGUGGAGUGGAGACGCUCUUAUGGCCGACCCUCCAGGUGUGUCCAUGUUGAGGUGGAUUUUGUUCCAUUCUCUGAGGAAUACCUGGGUAAGGAUGCACCCCGCACUAUCCUAGGCCAACCUAUCUUUCACACCUAUUGGACAGACUGUGCUGAUGUGGAGGCUUACAAGAAUCUGGCACGAGACAGCUUGCAGGCGUGGGUCAUGUCUCUCAAGCAGCAAGGUAUCACAGACUGGAUGGUCAUACUUCUUGAAACUCCUGACACCCGCAAGGGCAACAAACUGCUUCCUCGCACAACUGUGCUGGACAAAAUCAAGAAUGAUUUUGGUGGAAAACAGGCAGAGAGAUGUAUGUCAGUGAUUGACCCUCUAAAGUCUGACUCAAGGUCGAUGGAGUCAUGGCAGACUCUCCUUACUAAGAUGAGGCAUUUGCUGAUGGUGGCCUACAACCGAGCCCUUAACAGGUUUGAGGAAAGCAUGAGAGCAGAGCGGGAACGUCGGACAGAGAAAUCCUGGUCCUUCUGCUCAUAUUUUUUGCUGCAAGAAGAACUGGCACAGGUGUUCCAGCUCUUGGCUCUGUAUGACGAGGCACUUGUCCAGUACGACGAGCUGGAUGCUCUCUUCACUCAGUUUAUCUUGAAUUCGGCAGCUGGAGAUUCUCCACCAUGGCUGAACAUCUUCAGCCAGCCAUGUGAAAAGUGGGAGGGACUACACCUGACAUCGGAGCUGGACACAGUCGUUCAAGGCAAGAUCCAGAGCAAGGAGGUCACUCUGCUGGAGUUUCGCAAUUAUCUCUUCCAGCGACAGUGUGCACUGCUCUUCCAGCUCAACAAACCUUGGGAGGUGGCAGUGCGGGCACUGACAUUUUUACAGAACACGGUAGGAGAGUUGAAGAUUCUGGAAAUCGGAUUAGCCCCUGGUGGAGUGGCUUGCUGGGGAGUGUUGUCAUGUUUGGAGGUGAUAGAUGCCUUGCACUGCUUCAAAGAGCCCACAACAACUGAUGCCCACGCACUACAUACUGCUCCACUUUGGGCCUAUGCUAGAGACAAGCUGCAGGAACUAGGAUCACUCUGCGGGCUGAUGCCAGGCAGUGAGACAAGUAGUGCACAGCUGCACACAGUUAUCUCCCUAGUGUGUGGCAUGGGUAAUGACCCACACACCCACGACCAGCCGCAGGAGCACUCAUCGUUAUCUCAGGACACACCCAUGACGCGGCUAAAAGAUUCUUUGUCUUCCCCUCAGGCAUUCAAGAAGCAUUUUUUGGAUCUUUCUGAAGUUGCAAUAAGCACAUACAAGCACAUUGGCCGUAUCCGCUCAGCCCGUCUCAUAGGCCGAGAUUUGGCCACGUUUUACAUGGCGCAAGGUGAACCCCAGAAGGCAGCAACAUUUUUGACAGACCAGCUGACCAUGUUCCUGGAGGAAGGGUGGUUGCUCCUGGCUGCUCAGACACACCUCGACCUUGCCAAGUGUUAUCUGGCCAUCAACGACCUGGAGAGAUACAUCAGGACAUGUGCUCAAUUGGCUGGCAGCGUGGCUCUCAGUGCUGAUGUGAGGAAACAGCAUUUUGUCAAGAUGAUGAGUGCUAUACAGGAUGUGAAUCAGGACACACCACUGCUCAUCCCAAGCGACCGGAUUUUUGAAGUAGGUGGUCUAAAGUUGGUGUCAGAGGGCCGCAUCAUUCUCGAGUCAGAAGUUAAGGUGGAACUUUCAGUGCUUAGCAAACUACCAGAUGAUGUGAGUUGUGGAACCAUAUAUGUCAUGUUGCAGCACUCUCAGGAAGACGAUAUAAUGAGUGUCAAACGAAGUAGUGAAAUAGACCGCAAAACUGGUUGUUCCACUGGCUCAUCGCAACCAGCUGGCAGCAAGUCUCAGUCCUCGGCUAUGGUACACAGAAGUGGGAGUGGCAGCACAGAGUCAGAUCGCAGUAGUGUGCCUUCAGACACAACUGACUUGGAGAGCAGCAGCAUCAACCCCAUGACUCAGCCACUUCACAUGAGCCUUCAUCUGGAAUACAAGCAAGACAAAGCCCUUUCCUCUGCUGCUGUCACUUGCUCCAACUCUCAUAAAGUUCUCAGGCGACGAGACAGUCAGGGUGGACUUUACAAGGUGGAUCGUAACAUAAUAAAGGAGGACCUCAAAGACAAGCUUACUGCUGACGACGUGAUCAUCAGGCCCGGCUCAAACACCAUCAUCCUCUCCACCAAGGUUACAAAAAAAGGUCGUUAUAGUGCGAGCCAGGUAGUGCUGGCCCUGGACAAGGUGGAGUUCAUCUGCAGCAAGACUAGUGUUAGUGGUCCUUCCCUCUCCCUAGAGGUGGUCAGUGAGAACCCACGCAUAUUUUUGGGUCGUCGUGAUCGGGAUCUCUUAGCUGGAAUGCAUCAGCCGAUGGUGCUCACAGUACACAGUGGAAGCUGGCAUAUUGCAAAGGAUACUUUGGUUAAACUUCGCACAUCCCGCGGCCUGUCUGUGAAAUGUGAAAAUAAUGAGAGUAAUAAUGAUACACUGGAGAGAGACUUAGAAGUAGUGCUGCCAGAAGUGUGUCCUUUCUCUUCCAUUGCUGUUCCACUGACUGUCUUGGCUGACCUGGGACCACAGAGAGAUGCUGCAACUGUUGAGCAUACUGUAGCCAUCAGCAGCCCCUUAAUUGACCACCGAUUAGAUAUUGAUGUCCACUUCAUACCUCCCUUCAUGUCUUCACACAAGUUGCACACAGCCAACACCUCCAAGUUUGUCCAAGUGACAGUAACUGGCCUGGUGAGCCGAGCAGUGGAACUGUCCUGUCCAUCACUGACUCUAAUGGACCCAGAACAACACUUCAAGCUAAUACCACUCCACCCUCCCACACAGACUCUGGUGGUCUGCACAGAUCAAGCUGCUAGUUACAUGUGGGGAAUGGAAGUAGACUACACACGGGAUGAAACACCAGUGAUCAAGAUGGGGUUCACACUUCGCUAUCGUCCACUGGAUGAAAACUCUCAACCACUCCCAGAGGACUUUAAAACCUACACCUAUACAUUUGAACUUCAGGAUUAUAAGACCCUGUACACCAUUCGUGCACGGGUGGAGCCCAGCAAGGGGUCUGAGCUGUGUCGUGCAGGAAACAUGUGCCACCUGCACAUUGCCUUACAGCAAGUAUCCUCAAAGCUUCCAUCCACUGAGACAGAUGGGACUGGUGCAUCACAGGCAUCACAACACUCCAUCAUGUAUGAGGUGCUGGCUGACCAGACUAUGUGGGCAGUGUGUGGCAGGACUGCAGGGGUCCUGACAUUGGAGGGUGGGCUACGGCAGAGUGUCACCAUGGAUGUGAUGCCUCUCACUGGAGGGUUUUUGCCAUUACCGUCUGUACGAUUAUCAAAAUAUAUCCCAGCAGACGCCAAACACACUACCAGCAAAGAUGGCGGGAGGAAGAUGGAGUAUGUAGGGACUGCAUCGUCGGUACCACGCCUCCAGCCAUUUACUCCAGGACAAGUUUACAAUUUCAGCAAAGCUCAGCAAGUUCACGUGCUCCCGGCAUCCAAUACACUCCAGGGGGACCUAUCCCUCACAUAAAUAUGGCAGUAUAUUGUAACAAAAAUUCAGCUGUUCCAGACCUAAUGGCUUAUUCUGACUUCAUGUACACGGCAGUGUUCUGGUGUAUACAAGUCACUUUAUUUGUAAUACAGUAUACAUAGGCUUGUGACAAGCCUUAUCAAUGUUCAUUAAUUAGGGGUAAUAUACUCUAGUUUGUAAAAAAUAUUGGGUAAUGGCCAACACCUAAUUUGUAAAAAUUUACACAAUAUCCUAUAAUGCACCAGGCCAGGAUGUUGGAGGCUAUAGUCAUUGUUGUAAUAGCAUUUAUUUUUUAAUAAGCACAGCCAAAAACACAUUGAUGGUGUUGUGUCCAUAAUACUGAGAGUUGUGCUGAUAGACUACAGCUACUUAUCAUUCCUCUAUUCCUAUAAAUGUUGCUGUUGUAUUAUUAUGAUGUUUAUUAAAAUUAUUUAUAGCAUAAUUGUUUUGCCAGUUAUUUACUGUAUAUAUUUAUAGAUAUAUUGUUAUAUAUUUUAGAAUUUACAUUAAAAUAAUAAAACAAUUAUUUUCAAGCAACA